AUGGCAUCCUUCUCCUCCUCCAAUGCGCUCGCACUUGGUGCGCUCGUCUUCUCCCUCCUUGUCACGUAUGGCUCGUGCGCUAGACCGGCGGUCAACUUUACCGCCUCCGACUUCACCGCCGAUCCCAACUGGGAGGCGGCCAGAGCCACCUGGUACGGUGCGCCCACCGGCGCCGGCCCUGACGACGAUGGUGGCGCCUGCGGGUUCAAGAAUGUGAACCUGCCACCGUUCUCCGCCAUGACGUCGUGCGGCAACCAGCCCCUGUUCAAGGACGGCAAGGGAUGUGGCUCCUGCUACCAGAUACGAUGCCAGAAGCACCCUGCGUGCUCCGGCAACCCAGAGACGGUGAUCAUCACUGACAUGAACUACUACCCCGUGGCCAAGUACCACUUCGACCUCAGCGGCACGGCGUUCGGCGCCAUGUCCAAGCCCGGCCGCAACGACGAGCUCCGCCACGCCGGCAUCAUCGACAUGCAGUUCAAGAGAGUGCCCUGCAAUUACCCUGGGCAGAAGGUGACUUUCCACGUCGAGGAGGGGUCCAACUCCGUCUACCUCGCGGUGCUCGUCGAGUUUGAAGACGGCGACGGCGACGUGGUGCAGGUGGACCUGAUGGAGGCCAACUCAGGCUACUGGACGCCGAUGCGCGAGUCCUGGGGAUCCAUCUGGAGGCUCGACUCCAACCACCGGCUGCAGGCGCCCUUCUCGCUGCGCAUCACAAACGAGUCCGGCAGGACGCUGGUGGCCAAUCAGGUCAUCCCGGCCAACUGGGUGCCCAACACCUACUACCGCUCCAUUAUCCAUACUAUGAUGGCCACCUUGCCCUCCACAGUAGUUGCACUUGGUGCACUUCUCUUCUUGCUCCUUGCAACGUGUGGCUCAUGCGCGAGACCGGUGAGCUUUAACGCCUCCGACUUCACCGCCGAUCCCAACUGGGACGCUGCCAGGGCCACCUGGUACGGUGCGCCCACCGGCGCCGGCCCUGACGACGACGGUGGCGCCUGUGGAUUCAAGAACGUGAACCUGCCGCCGUUCUCGGCAAUGACAUCGUGCGGCAACGAGCCCCUGUUCAAGGACGGCAAGGGCUGCGGCUCCUGCUACCAGAUACGAUGCACAAACAACGAUGCCUGCUCGGGCAACCCAGAGACGGUGAUCAUCACUGACAUGAACUACUACCCCGUGGCGAAGUACCACUUCGACCUCAGCGGCACGGCGUUCGGCGCCAUGGCCAAGCCCGGCCGCAACGACGAGCUCCGCCACGCCGGCAUCAUCGACAUCCAGUUCAAGAGGGUGCCCUGCAACUACCCCGGGCAGAAGGUGACUUUCCACGUCGAGGAGGGCUCCAACCCCGUUUACUUCGCGGUGCUCGUCGAGUUCGAAGACGGCGACGGCGACGUGGUACAGGUGGACCUCAUGGAGGCCAACUCCGGGUCGUGGACGCCGAUGCGCGAGUCCUGGGGAUCCAUCUGGAGGCUGGACUCCGGCCACCGCCUCACCGCGCCGUUCUCGCUGCGCAUCACCAACGAGUCCGGCAAGACGCUGGUGGCCAACCAAGUCAUCCCGGCCAACUGGGUGCCCAACACCUACUACCGUUCCAUCAUCCAGUAUUAG
Miscanthus lutarioriparius is the source of this 1608-nucleotide messenger RNA. The record is from the annotation of a GenBank genome assembly. NCBI's taxonomy places the organism in Eukaryota, Viridiplantae, Streptophyta, Magnoliopsida, Poales, Poaceae.